Molecule: messenger RNA, 1918 nt
Organism: Trichomycterus rosablanca
Lineage: Eukaryota; Metazoa; Chordata; Actinopteri; Siluriformes; Trichomycteridae
Product: P2Y purinoceptor 3
Exons: 1
Coding region: 8-1015 (335 amino acids)
Biological process (GO): phospholipase C-activating G protein-coupled receptor signaling pathway; cellular response to pyrimidine ribonucleotide
Cellular component (GO): plasma membrane
Molecular function (GO): G protein-coupled UTP receptor activity; G protein-coupled UDP receptor activity; G protein-coupled ADP receptor activity
Source: RefSeq, a predicted model, not a curated record
CAUCCAGAUGGAGAACGUUUCUUCAUCCUCCUCAUCUCUUCUCCCGUCCUGCACCUACAGUGAGGAUUUUAAGCGAAUCCUUCUGCCUGUGGUCUACAGCAUUGUCUUCAUCCUCGGCCUGCCGUUAAACAUCGCCGUCAUCCUGCGGCUUUGGGCCAAGCGUCGAGCCCUGACGCGUUCCAACAUCUACACCCUGAACCUGGCAGUGGCUGACUUCCUGUACGUCUGUUCCCUUCCUCUUCUCAUUUAUAACUAUGCCAGUCGGGACUACUGGCCUUUCGGAGAGCUGGCGUGCCGGUGGGUUCGUUUCCAGUUUUACAGCAACCUGCAUGGGAGCAUAUUCUUCCUGACCUGCAUUAGCAUCCAGCGCUACCUGGGUAUCUGCCACCCACUGGCCCCGUGGCCCAGAAGGGCAGGACGGAAGCUGGCCUGGGUCGUCUGUGCCAGUGUUUGGAUCAUUGUUGUUGUUUUGUGUGCACCCACGUUCGAGUUUGCUGCAACUGGGAUUCAAAGGAAUCGAACCGUGUGUUACGAGCUGAGCGUUCCUGAACGUUCACAGCAGUAUUUUCCAUACGGCAUGGCCCUCACAUGUAUCGGCUUCCUCCUCCCAUUUACGGUCAUUGUAGUACUGUACUGCAGGAUGGCACUGGUUUUGUGUCAGCCGGGCGACGCCCAGGGUGAUACAUCCGAGGACAAGAAGUACAAAGCAGUCAGGAUGAUUGCUAUCGUGGUGCUUGUGUUCGCCGUCAGUUUUCUGCCCUUCCACAUCACCAAAACCAUGUACUUACUGAUCAGGACGAUGCCCCAGGCACCAUGCCAGCUCAGGAACCUAUUGUCUGUGGUCUAUAAAAGCACCAGGCCUUUCGCCAGCAUGAACAGUGUGCUGGAUCCCAUCUUGUUUUACUUUACGCAACCCAAAUUCAGACGAGGAACACGUACCCUCCUCCUCAGAAUAACACUCAGCAGCAAACCAGAGAAAGUGACUCCAGAAAAUACCCUAAUCAAAAAAACAUGAAUGAUAGGCACCAUAAAAAUGUGUUCCAUGAAGGUUUUGGAACCCUGUAAGGAACAAAGAAGUACUUUUAAUCUUCUGAGAGAGAACUACUCAGUUCCUGGAAGAUUUUCAGACAAGUGUAUGCAACCCGGACCUGCUCCUCUUACCACACAUGUAAAACAAAUAAGAGAAGCUUCGUCUGUCAUAAAAAGUUAGCGCAGGGUCAAAGGUUUAGAUACAUUUGUAAGAGAUGUGUAUCUCAUGCAAACAAGACGCUGCACAUCCUACACUCAUACUUGAAUAACAUACGCUACCAUGUCAGUACUAUGUUAGUGUCAGGUCAGUGCUGAGAAUGGUCCACCGAAAAAUAGUAUGUGGUCAGUAGUGGUCCUAUGGGGUAGACAAAGUCCUAUGGGGUGGCCCUAUCCUUUUGCAUUAAUGGGGUAGACAAAGUGCACAGAGCAACAGAUGGACUGCAGUGAGUAACUGCAUACUCACAAAGUCUAUCUGUAUGGCAGCUGUAGCUCAUAAUAAAAUAAUCAAUGCAUGUACCAGGUGUUCCCAAGUGCUUGGUGAGUGUAUGUGCCAACUAUAUUGGGCACAUAAAGUUUCAUCCCUUUUUAUUUGAAUAUCUGACAUACUCUGUAUAGUAUGGACUGUUCAUACUGACAUGAGAAAAAAAACAUGGCGUAAGGGGUUUGCAUGGAUUUGCAUUUUCAGCCCAUAAAAGUGCUCGCUUUCAAAAUGAGCCUUAGAGGCCUAGGUCUAGAGAUCAAAAUUGUACAUGCAAAUAAACAAGUAGCCUGCAAGCUAAAGUGCAACUGAGAUCACUUUACAUUUACAUUUACAUUUUAUCCAGAGCGACUUACAGAAGUGCUUCCAUAGUAAACAUUUCAUUUCUCAAGUUUUAGUAAACAACAUUCG